Rhizopus microsporus ATCC 52813 is the source of this 294-nucleotide messenger RNA. RefSeq lists its product as uncharacterized. NCBI's taxonomy places the organism in Eukaryota, Fungi, Mucoromycota, Mucoromycetes, Mucorales, Rhizopodaceae. The record is from RefSeq and is a predicted model, not a curated record. The coding region runs from base 89 to 289 and encodes 66 amino acids. The transcript has a single exon.
UAAAAAAAAGUGUUGGUAAUAGAAAAGAGAGAAGAAGAAUAAAAAAAUAAAAAAUAAGAGAAAACACUUUUAUAGUUCAGUAAAUGUCAUGGGGUUCGUAUUUAUGAACAAGAUAGAUACACACAUUUAUUGUUCAAGUGAUCAAGAUGAAUUAGAGCGAUUCAAAACAUCCCUGUUUUUACUUUAUAUCUUGCCCUUACUUUAUAUUAUGUAUUCUCUUCUUACUUUACAUUUAGUAAAGAAGGGGAGGUACACUCAUCCGCAUAAAAAGGAUAAAAAUGUUGAAUGAUUCAU